Molecule: messenger RNA, 1414 nt
Organism: Pseudo-nitzschia multistriata
Lineage: Eukaryota; Bacillariophyta; Bacillariophyceae; Bacillariales; Bacillariaceae
Source: the annotation of a GenBank genome assembly
AGCACAACGUACGGAAGUUUGUCACAGCGCGCGGAAGGUGCGUAUUCGUGAUCCAAAACCUUUUUUUGUGAUAAGACUCGAAACCACGAACGCCACGGACUCCUUCGAAUCCACCGAGACGGAAAAAAUGAAGGAAACAAAGAGCCUCUCUCGCCAUCCAUCAGCUGUUUUUCGGAUUCUGAAUUCGUGCCGCACUACGGCAAUUUCUCUAUCGUUUGCAUUCCUCCAGCCAUGUGGCACGGUACCGUACGGUACGACGGUAUGUAUUUUCCUUGCUGGCCUUUCUUUUCUGCGGUUCGACAAGCUGGAUUGGUUCGGUCACAAACAUCGGUGUAUUUCUCUUGCUGCCCGCACUCUACAACGCAAUCCAACACAGCACAACACAACACGAGGCCAGGACACGAUACCAUAGGACACGGUACAAAUGACCAAGAGGACGAGAAGCCGAGCGAUCGGCUCGGUGUGCGCCGCCGCCACGGGAUUCCUGCUGCUGUCGGCCUGUAGCGGGCCGAGCCCCUCCCACGCCUUUUCGGUGGUGGCCCCAUCGACGGCGACGACGAAAGCGUCGUCCCGGCGGUGGUCGCCCCCGCUGGGCAUGGCGGAUUCAAGCAACGCCGCCGCCGGCGACGACGACGCCGACGAGGCUUCCCCCGAGGCCCCCGCCGGGAGCUUCUUCCACCCGGUCGCGCCGAGCGGGGAGGAAGCCCCGGCACCGGCCGGGGGCGCAACGGCCCCCCCGGGGGAAAAAGCCCCGGCGCCCGCGGGCGGUGGCGACGACUUUGACGACGCCGUCUCCAAGCUGAUGCAGCAGCGGCGAAAAAAGCCCCUGGCGAGCGAGCCCAGCACGAUCAAGGGGGUGCCCACCAAGGGCUUUGGAAAACAGCCGGCGGGAGGCAAGAAGCGGGCCGCCAAGCCCAUCAGCCCGUACGUGGCCAUCGGGACGCCCGACCAGCCCGUCAACGACCCCUCCAAGCCGGAGCGGGACGACCAGGGCUACACGCUCUACACCGACACGAAGACGGGAGAAAAGUCACGGGUCUUCGAGGCCCUGGUCGACUACCCCUCGGUCUUCACCAUGAAGAUCGUGGGGGCGAACGAGGGGACCUUUGUCUCGGACAUGGUGGCCCUGGUGGCCGAGGCCUGCGACACGGAGCCCUUGGGGAUCCAGCACACCACGAAGGUCAUGGGAAAAUGGGUCUCGGUGACGGUCAAGGCGCCCGUGGAGAACGCGGAGAUGCUCUACACGCUCUACGAAAAGGUGGACCUGGACCCCCGCGUCAAGUUCAAGUUUUGAGGCCGUGCCCCGCGCACGGUGGUACCUAGGUUUGGGAUGCGUUGCGAACCACUAUACACUACAGUAUAUCUAGAAGCAUAGGACUACACCGUAGAAUACGAAUACAGCAAAACCAAUGUC